Messenger RNA from Arachis duranensis, 2144 nucleotides. RefSeq names its product anthranilate synthase alpha subunit 1, chloroplastic-like. Lineage: Eukaryota; Viridiplantae; Streptophyta; Magnoliopsida; Fabales; Fabaceae. The transcript has 12 exons. The record is from RefSeq and is a predicted model, not a curated record. Bases 139 to 1932 code for a protein of 597 amino acids. Gene Ontology annotation, biological process: L-tryptophan biosynthetic process. Gene Ontology annotation, molecular function: anthranilate synthase activity.
UAAUAACUGAUAGACCGAUAGAUAUAACUUCUAAAUGCUUCCAUUGGAACUCUGCAACUGUGUCAUAACUGAAAGAGAAUAACACCACCACCACCACCAACAACAACAACAACAGAAGCCUCAGUUCAUUGAAAAAAAAUGCUGUCUGCAACAGCUUCUAUUUGUCUGAAUUUGAAACCACAACCAGUAAUAUAUGCAAAUGCCAAUUAUCCAAUGCAUUCCCUAAGAUUCUCUCGCCGGUUGGUUCUCUCCGGCGGCCGGAGUCUCACUAGGCCACUUCCCUCAGUUUCUCUUACAUUGAGGUGUUGUUCUUCACUCUCAAGUUCAUCAUCAUUCUCUGUUGAUGAAGCAAGGGAAUUUGUUGAAGCUUCAAGAAAUGGGAACUUGAUUCCUCUCCAGCAAUGCAUAUUCUCCGAUCAACUUACUCCGGUUCUUGCCUACCGGCUUUUGGUUAAGGAAGAUGAUGGCGAGGCUCCCAGCUUUCUUUUCGAGUCUGCAGAGCCAACUCUUGAUUCCUCGAAUAUGGGGCGCUAUAGCGUUAUAGGAGCUCAACCAAGUAUGGAAAUUGUGGCGAAAGAAAAUAGUGUUACAAUAAUGGACCAUGAAUUGGGGAAGUUAACAAGAGAGACUGUUGAUGAUCCUAUGACGAUUCCUAGAAGACUCUCGCAGGGUUGGAAGCCAUGUCUUAGUAAUGAACUUCCAGAUGCCUUCUGUGGUGGCUGGGCAGGUUAUUUCUCCUAUGACACAGUUCGUUAUGUGGAAAAGAAAAAACUACCAUUUUCGAAUGCUCCGGAGGACGACAGAAACCUCCCGGACAUACAUCUCGGCCUCUAUGAUUCUGUGGUUGUGUUUGAUCAUGUAGAGAAGAAAACAUAUGUUAUUGUUUGGGUGAGAAUUGAUCAAUUCCCUUCGGUGGAGAGUGCUUACAACAAGGGAAAGGAACGGCUUGCGAAAUUAGUCGCCAGAUUACAGGAUAGUAAACCUCCGAGGCUGGCUUCAGGCUCAGUGAAUUUGCAUACUCACCAUUUCGGUCCUCCUUUAAAAAUCUCAACCAUGGCACCUGAAGCAUACAAGGAGGCAGUCCUUCAGGCAAAAGAACAUAUUAAGGCAGGGGAUAUUUUUCAGAUUGUGUUAAGCCAGAGAUUCGAGCGAAGAACAUUUGCUGAUCCGUUCGAAGUUUAUAGAGCCUUGAGAGUUGUGAAUCCAAGUCCAUAUAUGACUUAUUUGCAGGCUCGGGGAUGUAUUUUGGUCGCUUCAAGUCCGGAGAUUCUUACGCGUAUAAAGAAGAACAAAAUUGUGAAUCGUCCAUUGGCCGGGACGUGUAGAAGAGGGAAGACACUAGAGGAAGAUAAGCAGUUAGAAGUGAAGCUCCUGAGUGAUGAAAAGCAAUGUGCAGAGCAUGUCAUGCUGGUUGAUUUGGGACGCAAUGAUGUUGGAAAGGUAUCAAAACCUGGUUCUGUGAAGGUGGAAAAGGUUAUGAACAUCGAGCGAUAUUCGCAUGUCAUGCACAUAAGCUCGACGGUUUCAGGAGAGUUGCAAGAACAUCUUACUUGCUGGGACGCCCUCCGUGCUGCUUUGCCGGUUGGAACUGUCAGUGGGGCACCAAAGGUGAAGGCAAUGGAGCUAAUUGAUAAGUUGGAGGUGGCGAGGCGAGGCCCUUACAGUGGAGGAUUCGGAUACAUAUCUUUCACCGACGAAAUGGACAUCGCUCUAGUUUUGAGGACAAUUGUAUUUCCAACCACAGCUAGGGAUGACACAAUGUACUUGUACAAAAACUUGAACCAACGCCACGAGUGGGUCGCUCACCUUCAAGCUGGUGCUGGUAUAGUUGCGGACAGUGACCCUGAUGAUGAGCACCAAGAGUGCCAAAACAAAGCUGCUGGUCUUGCUCGCGCCAUCGACUUGGCCGAGUCAGCAUUUUUAGACAAAUGAGAUCUCUGGUGCCUGCUAUGACUAGAUGUUCUUAGAAAUCAAAAUUUAAUAAACAUCCAAUAGAAAUAGGAUUACAGCGUUACAGGGAAGCUCCAUACAUAAUUUUGAAGUUCCUGAACAGUACUAUGCAUGUUGGAUGAGAGCUCUCUCGUUUGUCUUUCUAUACAAUGCAUAGGUGUUUCUUUAAAUUAAUACCGAUAAAAUUGCAUUAC